AUGCGCGCCACACCACUUAAGAGGAAGAGGAAGGCGCCAAGAUGCACCCCCGAGUUGCUGGAAGAGCUUGUUCUAGAGAUUCUUUUUCGGUUGCCAGUCAAAUCCCUCCUGCGGUUCAAGUCUGUCAGCAAGGCCUGGUGCACAAUAAUCUCCGACCCCGUGUUCAUCCGGAGGCACCUUCCGUGCCAGAAACCCUCCUGGCUCAUCACUCCCCAUGCUUUGGACAGUAUUAUCGAAGGAGAGGACUGGCCAACCACCUUCUCAACCCAAAUUUGCUUCUACCGGUGGCAGCUAGACGUCCCAGAUACAAGACUGAUGCACACAACAGACUUUCCGGGCGAAUUCAGCUCGGUCUCUCACUUUGCCCAUUGUGAUGGUCUGGUGCUCGUCCCCACCAACACCAGGCUCUACCUCUUCAAUCCGGCCACCAAGGACACAAUGACGCUGCCUGAAAGUAGCCGCACCAAAAUGCAGUACAAACAUAUAUUCCUCCCAGUGGGGUUCGGUUUGGAUCAUCGCACUGGCAAGUACAAGGUGGUCAGGGUGUUCGUACGCUCUAAAGAUCCUCUCACAGAAGUGUACCGCAUGGGGAUGGAGGUGUUCACUGUUGGUGAGGCAAGUACUUCUUGGAGGGAAACCACUGCUGAUUUGUCCUACCCUGUUGUUGAGUGGAUUACCGGGAAAUUUGUAAACGGUGGAUUGUUUUGGCCCAUUAACAGCUACCAUCUUGAGCAUGAUCCAAAUGGCAUUGUCCGCUUCAGCCUAGAAGAUGAGACGUUCAGCGUCAUUCGUCUACCGGAUAUGUUGUCAUUGAACCGUAUGCUCGAUGAAUCCUUCUUGCUGGACGAGAUGCAGGGCGAGAUUUGCCUGACAGGUUUUACCAAGACUACGACGGAAGUGGCGGUCUGGAUAACUCAUCCUUCUUCACCCGUCGGUUUCCCUUUGGCUGGCCUUGCUGGCACUGAUAUAAGGGUGGGGAACGCCAUCUAUGGUUGA
Triticum urartu is the source of this 996-nucleotide messenger RNA. NCBI's taxonomy places the organism in Eukaryota, Viridiplantae, Streptophyta, Magnoliopsida, Poales, Poaceae. The record is from RefSeq and is a predicted model, not a curated record.